This is a messenger RNA of Salvia splendens (bonfire salvia), 1998 nucleotides long. RefSeq lists its product as uncharacterized. The transcript is spliced from 3 exons. The record is from RefSeq and is a predicted model, not a curated record. The coding region runs from base 1 to 1998 and encodes 665 amino acids. NCBI's taxonomy places the organism in Eukaryota, Viridiplantae, Streptophyta, Magnoliopsida, Lamiales, Lamiaceae.
AUGGCAGAGAACAAUGAGAUUCCACCACCCAGGGGAAGGUUUGGCGACACUCUUAGGUCGGGAAUUGAGUACCCGGGGGAGUUCGCUUAUGCAAACGACAACGUCAACAUUCCACCUCACUACAUUAGUUUGGUGAAUGGAGGAAAUCUUUUCCAUGGACGGGAUGAGGAAGAUCCGGUGAGCCACCUCAAUGCCUUUUAUGAGCUAACAAACUCGCAUAGACCUCCAAACGUGGAGCAUCAUCGGAUUAAGAGGGCCCUAUUUCCGUUCUCGUUGAGGGAGAAAGCAAGAGCAUGGUAUGACUCUCUACCGGGCUACAACAUAGCAACAUUCCAAGAGUUGAAGACUUUGUUCCUCUUGGAAUACAACUCUCCAAUGAAGAUUGAGAAGUUGAGAGAGGAGAUCACUUCAUUCCGACAGAAGUAUGAUGAGUCUUUUGCGGAAGCAUGGAAGAGAUUCACGGAGAUGAUAAGGAAAUGCCCAAGUCAUGGACUAGCUCCGGGGCAUGACCUUUUAAAAUUCUACAAAGGUCUCAACAAUGAGGGCACGGGACUAGUCACUGCAGGCUCAAACGGGAACUUGGAUGAUUUGACGCAUGAUGAGGUGAGAGCCUUGUUCCAAAGGUUGGCCAACAAUCAAAGGAAUUGGCAUAAUCCAAGAAGAGCGACUGAGAAGGUAGGAGAUACAUUUGGUGCUACCAAAGAUGCGGAAAGAGUGACAGCCAUUGAGGCUCAAUUGGCGGACAUUAGUACCCAGAUGUCUUCAAUGACGAAAGCAGUGAAAUCUCUUCAACUAACUCCUCAACCUCAAGCAGUGACCGUUAUGAAGUGUGGGUUGUGUCAAGGUGGACAUCAUACUGAUCAAUGUCCAAGUCUUCAAGGGCCACCAGUGGAGGACGUGAACUACAUUGGUAACCAUCAUCAAGGUUUCAACCAAAGCAUUCAAUACAACAAUCAGCAGAAUUGGAGGCCUCAACAAAUUCUCUCGUUUAUGACUAAGAGUCAAAGGGAGAAUGAGAAUUUCAAAGAGAAGACGGUGGAAAAGUUUGGUCAGAUGGAAGCUACAAUGAGGAACCUCGAGACUCAAAUCGGGCAGCUAGCUACAUCAUCACAUACAAGAAUCCCGAAUACCAUCCCAAGCAAUACGGUGCCCAAUCCUAAGGGCUAUGAGCAGUGCAAGACGGCUGCAUCUGGCAGCAAGAAGUAUGGUGAAGAAUCCGAUUCGAGUGGAAAAAUUCGAGUAGAGAAGGAUAUCCGCAAAAAGAUCCCGCUAAGUCCGGCAAUGGACCCGAAGUGUCCAUUUAAUUUUCCAGAUUUUAUCCCCCCGCCUCCUUUCUCAAUCGAGAAGAAGAAGACAAAGAAAAUAACUCAAGAGAAAGGACUCGAUUGGAUGAUGAGUAUCAUUAGGAAAGUCAGAGUAGAUGUGUCCUUAGUGGAUUUGUUCCUACACUUUCCUAAAUUCUCCAAGUUUUUUAAGGACCUUAUCGCAAAAAAGGAGAAGAUACAAGAGGAUGGUGUGGUGAGAUUGAGCACAUUUUGCUCACAAUUGGUGAAGGGGAAGAUACCUGCGAAGAGACGAGACCCUGGGAGUUGUGUGAUCCCAUGUGAGAUGGGAGAUAAAAAGUUCCCAAAGUGCCUACUUGAUCAAGGCUCGAGAAUAUCAUUGAUGGCUCUGAAGACGGCGAGGUCAAUCGGUCUACAAGUGAGGAUUGAGUCAAUCGAUAUUGAGCUACAAUUGGCGGAUCACUCAAUUGUGAAGCCACUAGGGAUCAUCAUGGAUGUCUUGGUGAAGGUGGACAAGUUUGUACUCCCGGUCGACUUUAUUGUCCUAGAGAUGGAAGAGGAAAAGGACAUGCCUAUCCUCUUUGGUAGGCCAUUCUUAGCGAUCGGGGAUGUUGUGAUUAAGACCAAGACAAACACGGUGGUGUUUCGAGUAGAUGGUGAAGAGCUGGUGAUCGAGCAAGAGAAGGCGGAGAAGCGCCUAUGGGAGCUUGGAUAG